CGACGAUGCAGCUCCAGCAUGGCCCUCGGCCUGGAGUGGCCGGUGCUGCUCGUCCCCGCAGUAGUCUCCCCCGCCGACCUAGCCUCCCGCGCCGCCGCCGCAGCAGCAGCAGCACGACCAGGACGACGAGGACGGCGCUGGUGGUGCUAGUAGCCGCGGCGACAAGAGACGGGGCCAGAAAGACGACGGCGUCGGCCAGCAGGGCCACGGCGGCGGACGUGGUGAGGCAGUUCUACGACGGGGUGAACCGGCGGGACCUGGCGGCGGUGGAGCCGCUCAUCGCGGAGGGCUGCGUGUACGAGGACCUGGUGUUCCCGCGCCCCUUCGUUGGGCGGGAGCGUGUGGUCGGCUUCUUCGGCGAGUUCAUGGGGACCAUCAGCCCCGACCUGCAGUUCGUCAUCGACGACAUCUCCGCCGAGGACUCCGCCGCCGUCGGGGUCACCUGGCACCUGGAGUGGAGGGGGAGGCCGUUUCCCUUCAGCAGGGGAUGCAGCUUCUACCGCUUGCUCGGCUCGGGCUCGGACUCGGACGCGGAUUCGGACUCGGAGCAGCAGCGGCUGCAGAUUGUGUAUGGUCGAGACUGCGUGGAGCCGGCCGCCAAGCCCGGGGAUUUGGCACUGGUAAUCAUCAGGGGAGUGACAUGGAUCCUCGAACGAUUUCCGAGCCUUGCAAGCAGGCUCUGAUGACCCCAGGUCCCCAACCGAGGCAAUAGCUACAGGAUACGCUACGCAUGGCUUUGCUCUCGAAAGUCCAGUGAGAUCGAGCUAGCAGACGUGUAUAAUGUUCUACAAUUAAUACAUUAUUCUAAGAAACUGGCCAAACGUAUGUCUCGUCGUGACGAAAAGAAAAAUAAAAAUAUAGGCCCAAUUACUUUUAUUAAAUAGGAGUGUAUAGUUCUGCACCUAAGUAAGAGCUUGUUACUAUACAAAAACUGACUAUUAGUAAGAUGAGAUGUAUAGUUUACAGUCGGUCUACCGGCUAAACCAUUAACCUUGCUCUAAUUUUAUAUAUAUGCAAACAUAAAUGUAUAG
This is a messenger RNA of Zea mays, 1031 nucleotides long. Its product is annotated as Nuclear transport factor 2 (NTF2) family protein. The transcript has 4 exons. The coding region runs from base 6 to 683 and encodes 225 amino acids. The record is from RefSeq and is marked predicted. NCBI's taxonomy places the organism in Eukaryota, Viridiplantae, Streptophyta, Magnoliopsida, Poales, Poaceae.